GAAACAGAAGAACAGCAAAAUCUCGAUUUAUUUGCUCAUUAGCUCAUCAAUCUUUUGGAUCUCCCUUUGUUUCUUGUGGAAUGAGAUUUUUGUAGGUUUAUGAUCUCUUCAAUUCAGUUUUGCUUCCUCUAUGGAACUAGAGAAACAGUGAGUGUAGACUGUGGAUUGCGAAGCUCCGUUUUGGUUUACGGUAAUGGCGUCGUCUAUGGAUGAACAGCUCGUUCCCGAGGCUACAGUUGGAGUCGGAACCGUCGGAGGAAAGCAUCGCAUUCUCGCGGAGCUCAAGCGUCUUGAACAAGAACUCAAAUACUUGCAGGCUCGUUUUAUAGGAAAUGAUACAAUAAUAGUAAAAAGAGUAAGGCGGGACAGAAGAGAAACUAGGCUUGUUUGCUAUCCCUUAGAUGCUCACAAACUGAAGCUAUGGAUAUUCUGUUUAGAAGUUUCGAAAUGUUGAACAAGGUCGUGCGAUAAAUUGUUCACUAGUAAGCUAUAUUGUGAUUUCCCUUCGGAUUAUAAACUGUGUUCCAACUACAAAGUAUCGCACGACCUUGAUUCUUGACUGGAACAUUUGAAUCUAAGUUAGCACUUCAAUGUGAUAUGUGAUGAAUUUGGAGUAGUCUUGCUUGAGAUCAAACUGUUGAAAAUUGUAUUGGACGAUGUUUCACGAGAGAAUAUGUAAGCAGAGUUCAGCUCUCCAAUUAGUGCUUCAACUGAACUAGGAUCUUUUGUUGUCUACUAUAAGAAAACUUCAUGGGAGAAAUCAAAGGAGACAGUGGAAUCAUCAAUAUCAUCGGGACCAUGGGAAUGAAAUAAGUAUAGCUAUCCAUGUCACAUUGUUGUGAGCAUCUAACUUUCUUGUUAUAGUGAUGGUUGAGUUUGUUUUCGAGUUAAGUUACAAAACAUGGGAGUUUCUUAUACGAAGUUACUCUUGUUUCUCGUCA
Molecule: messenger RNA, 941 nt
Organism: Cucurbita pepo subsp. pepo (vegetable marrow)
Lineage: Eukaryota; Viridiplantae; Streptophyta; Magnoliopsida; Cucurbitales; Cucurbitaceae
Source: RefSeq, a predicted model, not a curated record